Messenger RNA from Mugil cephalus (flathead mullet), 3222 nucleotides. RefSeq names its product fibronectin type III and SPRY domain containing 1 (gene fsd1). Bases 16 to 1719 code for a protein of 567 amino acids. NCBI's taxonomy places the organism in Eukaryota, Metazoa, Chordata, Actinopteri, Mugiliformes, Mugilidae. The transcript is spliced from 13 exons. Gene Ontology annotation, molecular function: protein binding. The record is from RefSeq and is a predicted model, not a curated record.
CGCGGCACCACUCGCAUGCAUGGCAGGAACUUCACUACCCAGAAUCCUCCACCGACGCAUGCGCUCUACGCACUACGGCCCAAAGGCGUUGGUGGUCGGUGUCCGUCCGAAGAUGCGUUCCUCUCCGGCAGCAUCAGUACCAUCUCCGCCGUGCUCUUAAAGCAAACAUCGGAGGACGGAGCAGAACUACCGGUGGUGUUUGAGGCUCGAGCGGCGCCGGGGCGCGUUGGAGGCAGGAUGGGAGACCAGAAGGAAUCUCUGCGUAAAAUCACCCACACGCUGGCCAUGAAGAACGAGGAGAUCUCCAACUUCAUCUGCACGCUAAAACAGAACCUGGACAACUUGGAGGUGAACUCCAACCGUGUGCAGGAGGACCUGGAGUCCGAGUUCACCGCCCUGCACUCGGCCCUGGACGAGAUGAAGGAAACCAUGGUGACGCGCAUCAAACAGGAGCGAGCCAGCCGCACGUAUGAGCUGCAGAGUCAGCUGAGCGCUUGUUCCAAAGCCCUGGAGAGCUCCGAGGAGCUGCUGGAACUGGCCAACCAGACGCUCUGCUCCUCCGAGACGGACGGUUUCAAUCAGGCGGCCAAAGACAUUAAGGAUAGCGUGACAAUGGCCCCAGCCUUUCGCCUCUCCCUGAAGGCUAAAGCCAGCGACAACAUGAGUCACCUGAUGGUGGAUUUCAGCCAGGAGAGGGAGAUGCUGCAAGGCCUCAAGUUCCUCCCAGUUCCUGCCACUCCAGAGAUCCAGGUGUCCGAGUGUCAAGUGUGCGACAACACGGUGACUGUUGUUUGGACCUUGCCGGAGCCGGACAGCAAGAUAGACCACUACAUACUGGAACAUCGACGCACAAACCACGAGGGUCCGCCGCGCAUCAGGGAGGACUAUCCCUGGAUGGUGGUGGAGGGCAUACGAGAGAUGGAGUACACGAUCACAGGUUUACGUUUCGACACCCGGUACAUGACAUUCAGAGUGAGAGCGUGCAACAAGGCUGUGGCUGGAGAGUUCUCCGAGCCGGUGACGCUAGAAACCCACGCCUUUAACUUCAAGCUGGACUCGGCCUCAGCCCACCAGAACCUGAAGGUGGAGGACUUGAGUGUGGAGUGGGACAGCAGCGGAGGAAAGAUCCAGGACAUCCGCAAGGAGAAGAACCGUACCAACUCCCCGAUGCACUCCCCUGCUAGGGCGGCCCUGAUGUCUCCUAAGAGAGCACCUACAGCCCGGCCCGGCAGAGACAGGUUUACAGCCGAGUCCUACACAGUGCUGGCCGACACAAUGAUAGACGCUGGCCAGCAGUACUGGGAAGUGCGGUUCGACAAGGAGAGCAAGGCCUUCGCCGUGGGCGUCGCGCUGCGGAGCCUCGGACGAUUCGACCAGCUGGGGAAAAGCGGCGCUUCAUGGUGCAUCCACCUGAACAACUGGCUGCAGCAGAGCCUCACAGCCAAGCACAACAACAAGGCCAGAACGCUCGACUGCCCCAUCCCAAACAGCAUAGGAGUCUACGUCAACUACGAGGAAGGUGUACUGUCUUUUUACAACGCUAAAACCAAGCAGCUGAUGCACACCUUUAAAACAAAGUUCCAGCAGCCAGUUAUCCCAGCCUUCAUGGUGUGGAACGGAACUUUCUCGGUGGUGACGGGCCUGCAGGUUCCCAGCAUGGUGCAGAGUGGCCAGAGGAAGAACAGCGGCACCAGCAGCUCCAACGCCAGCCUCACUUAGACACAUCCACCCACCCAGCCAGGCGGACAGCUGCGCACGGCGCUCGGUCACCGUAGCAGAUCACCUCCUCUGGCCGGACCGCGGCCGAAGCCAUAUCAUCGAAGAGUUACAUCGCCGGAGUGUCAUGGUUUCGCCUGUUAAAAACAUGCAGUGUCUGUGUUGCAUGACAGCAAAUGUGGUUUUGGGAACAGAAAGCCGCUUCCUCUCGGUCACAGACUUCCUCAUGUACGACUGUGGCUGUUGUGGCUGCUUGGGCCACACUAGGUGUAGUCUAACUAGUUUUCCUCUCGCCGCACAUUCAUUACUGUCCCACUGCUGCUAGAGCAAUGAUUUAGCGCUGGCCGCUGCCCUUACUUCCUCUCCAUCAGCAUCAGCUGUCACGCAGCCGGCUGCAGGUUUCAGAGUCACACUCGGCCCUGUCCGCUCUCUCCCUGUGCCUUCCUCCUCAUCUCCAAACUGACAGGCCAAAAAAUUGUUGACAACACACACGUAUUCACUGCAAGACACGCUCUUCCUUUUUACGUUUAUAACUGUGUCAGUAUAACUUUACUGUAACGUGGCUUUGGUGGCCGUCACCUGCUGAGUUUACCCGUGCGCAUCAACGACAUACAAAAACCAAUCAGACAGCUGCUCGUAGACAGUGCUACUGAAUAGAGUCUAGUUCAUCACAGAAUCAGGACUUCUUUAACGCCACUUAGCCAGUAAAGGAUCAUUAGAAAUGAACAGCACAUACUAACUUAAUUUGUUGCCAAGGCAUGCAGACGAAACUGUUUACUGCAUUUAACCGUAUUGUAGUCGAGACCCAAAGGUUCCAGGCAAGGAGCCGGGUCUUUUAGCUCCCUGCUGAGGUUUUUAGUUUUAAAUUAGAUCCAGUGUUGACUGUGUGUGUGAGUGGGGGGGGGUGGGACAUGACAAACUCUACGCAGAAACUUAGAGGGCGUUGACCCUUAUUUAAACUCCUUAAGUUAUCGUGUGCUCAGAUACAGCUUCAGGAAUUUGGAAACGCUUGUACUGUAUACUCCGUUCACCUGACUGCACCCUAAUGCUUGUUUGUGUCUAUAUCUAAACACACCUUUCCAUUUGCUUCAGAGAGACCCCCUGUUACAUCUAGUGGACUGUCUGUGGUCCAAACAUAACAGUUAGUUAUAGCCUGUAGCUCCAGCUAAACUGUAUUAUGAGAGUCAACCAGGCUCGGGGGUCUUCCUAUAUGAGAAACAAAACCAAUGGAACUCUGGAGACUUAUAUCAUAGUGUCCUUACACGUGCACCGCCUGACCUCUGAGUUGCGUCCAUGUCUUGUGUCACACAUGGUGAGCUUUCCUGCGUUGCCGUGUUUCUCCGUCCGUAUGCCUCUCUCGAAUAACCGUAGCCUGCAAUGCUUUAAAGAAGCGUCCAGCUGAGAAUUGCGUUCACUUUAUUUGCUGACGAAACGUCACAGUUUAUUGUAAAUAGUUUCAUUUUUUCCACUAUAAUGUAUCAGUAAGGUAAUAAAGGAGCGAGCGCA